GGAGAGCUGAAMCGACAACAAAGGACAAAGUGGGCCUGGAGACUGAACUCCACAGAAACAACACUGGAUCAAGAUGGAAGUCUACACUGUCACAGUGGCAACUGGAACAUCUGAAUAUUCAGGAACCAACAACUACAUAUAUGUGACCCUGAUUGGGGAGAAUGGAGAGAGUGAGCGCACCCUGUUGGACAAUCCUGGAUUGGAUUUUUGUCGAGGAGCGGUGGACCAGUACAAAGUAACAAGCCAUUCCCCUUUAGGCUCUGUGUUACUGGUGAGGCUGGAGAAAGAGAAAUACUGGGUUGAAGAUAACUGGUUCUGUCGUUAUGUUCUGGUGGAACACUCUGGCGGACAGAAAGUCCAAACUUUUCCUUGUUAUCGCUGGCUGAUUGGAAACAUGAAGGUGGAAAUAAGAGAGGGAAAAG
Austrofundulus limnaeus is the source of this 422-nucleotide messenger RNA. Its product is annotated as arachidonate 5-lipoxygenase. Gene Ontology annotation, biological process: lipid oxidation. Gene Ontology annotation, molecular function: oxidoreductase activity, acting on single donors with incorporation of molecular oxygen, incorporation of two atoms of oxygen; protein binding; iron ion binding. The record is from RefSeq and is a predicted model, not a curated record. Lineage: Eukaryota; Metazoa; Chordata; Actinopteri; Cyprinodontiformes; Rivulidae.